GGUUUAGGUACCACUAUAACCGUGGUCCGCAACAACCACACAAUCCUUGAUGCUCGUGCAUUGUCAAACAAGACAACUUUUCGAAAUGAUCUGAACUCAAAUUAUCGCAAUCACAAACUCAGUUGCUGCUCCUGCAAUAAGCAACGCAGGCAGUUAAUUCGAUGGAGGAGGACACGUUAGCUGCAUUAGCAGCAAAAGCAACGGCCCGCAUCGAGGCGGAAGCUGCCGAGACCGAUAUCGCCGUUGAAGAUGAUGCGGACGCGCAGGAGCCGCCGCCCGACCUGCACAACGUCGAGCAGUCACCACUGGGUCUUGCAAUUGACGAAAUGCAGACCACGAUGCUGGGUGGCAGGAAGAUGGUUCACUCACCGCUGCUCGCACAGCUGCCCACGCCCGCUGGCACCCCCACCGAAUCUGGCUCUCCGUCACCUUCGCAAACGGCCACCGCCCAAGACGAAGCCGAAGAUGCCGCGGGGCUACGUCUUGACAGCAAUGUUAUAACCACAGCCAACAAGGCCCGAGGUCACGACUUGACCGUUGACACAGAUAUUGCCGUUCAUGGCCGAGACCAACCACCAUCCUCAGACUCUGCCGGCGUCGCCCGAUCGCAGCCCCAGUCUGCUACGGCCAAAGCCCCCGCGCCUUCAAGACAGAACACCCAGGACAAUGUUCGCCGUUUGUCGGCCAGCAAAAUGCAGGAAUUGGCCUCGUCACCCGAUUCUCUCCCCAUCGCUUCGAUCCCCGACCGCAAACUUCCCGAACACCCGUUAUCGGCCGGAAUCGUCGAGACUGCUGCAGGACGCCCCUCCAUGGCCGAUCAGGCACGCACUCUGUUGCAGGGCUCGAUGCCUAUCGAGCGCACUUCACGGGUAGCGAUGCAGCGGGCUGGCUCGGCUUCGGGCAACGGUACUCCUCGACCUGGACCUCCGCCCAGGACCGUCUCUACACCGCCUAUCAACAGAAGGAAAAGCUCAAGUCAGCCACCAAAUCCAGCCUCCAACCGUCGCAAUUCGUUUCACCCUACACCCCGUCUGGGCCAAGGCAGUACCGCAUUCCCACCACUGCCGAAUCCGAAUAUAGAAGGUGCAGGCCAUACUUCUAAAUCAACAUCAGGACCGGAGCCACAGAAUCAGCAAGCGCAGGCGCAGUUGUCUUCUGAAUCGGCCGUUUUGGAUCCCCCCGUUCCGACCUCUCCGGUGAUGGCAAGCCUCCCCUUGCCGCCUCUUUCCGUACCAACCUUCCUGCAGCUCGAGCUGGCAGGACAGCGCCCAAGUCCGCUUUACAUAUAUCAAUCGUACUCGGCCGAUAUUCCGUACGAAUCGAGCGCGGUCAAACUCGCACGCCUCAAGAACUUCCUCCUUCUUCCCGGAUUUCUCGAGCGCACCAUUCUGUUUGGUGCACUAGCCUGUGUGGACGCCUGGCUAUGGACAUUUACCAUUCUGCCGAUCCGUUUUGUCAUUGCAGUCGGCGUGCUAGCCAAGUGGUGGGUCUACGUGGUCAUUAAGGAGGCCCGGUGGUCCAUUGGAUACGUCUGGUAUGGCAUUGGGCGAUGGUGGAGGCGGGGGGCGAGGGGAAGGUCUGCCUCAAGGGCAGACGACGGUAAAAGUUCCGCGGGUGAGGAGUCGCGUAGCCCUAGUCGGGUCCGCGAGGUUUCGGUGAGCAGCGCUAGGACUCCCGUUCACGAAGGUGGAUUACAGCCAUCACUGGUACCGGCCCAGGCAGGAAUUCGUAUAAAUGAAACGCCCAGAAUCGGCGGUUCUUCUGUCGGAGAUGGUACCAUACAUGCACGACGUCGUGGCGAAUCGAGGUCGUCGCAACAUAGCCAAGGUCGUGGUCAAGGCACGGCCCACUCAAGCCGGAGAUUCUUCAGGCACCGGAGGACCAAGUCAACGCCCUCUGGCCUCACGUCGUUUCACAAGGCCGACAUCCUGCAAGGACUGGUUAUUGUGUUCACAUGCGUCGCACUGAUGCACCUAGAUGCCAGUCGCAUGUAUCACUCCAUCAGAGCACAGUCUGCCAUCAAGCUCUAUGUAAUCUACAACGGCCUUGAGGUUGGCGAUCGUCUCCUGUCAGCGUUAGGACAGGACAUUUUCGAGUGCUUGUUCAGCAGCGAAGUACUGGCGCGAGAUCAUCGCGGCCGCUCCAAGGUGAUGGUGCCUUUCGGCAUGUUUAUUUUGGCGCUGCUAUAUAAUUUCCUUCAUUCCGUGUGCCUUUUCUACCAGGUCAUAACGCUCAACGUGGCCGUCAACUCGUACUCCAACGCGCUCCUAACGCUGCUGAUCUCGAACCAGUUUGUCGAGAUCAAGAGCAGCGUGUUCAAGCGAUUUGAGAAGGAGAACGUUUUCCAGUUGACUUGUGCCGACAUUGUGGAACGCUUCCAGUUGUGGCUCAUGCUCAUGAUCAUUGCGAUGCGGAAUAUCGUCGAGGUUGGAGGCUUGACCAUCCCUGGCGCCGGAACUGGAGGCGGCAUGGGUGGCAUAUCUGGCGGGGAGCCGGUGCCCAAAGUUCCGCUCCAUAGCGCAUCGAUUCUCCCAGCCAGCUUCACGGCCCUUCCAUCUUGGCUGUGGUCGGGCGAAGUGCUCUCGCCAUUCUUCAUCGUGACAGGAAGCGAGACGAUUGUGGACUGGAUCAAGCAUGCCUACAUCAACAAAUUUAACAACAUCAAGCCAAACUUCCACGGGCGGGUGCUUGACAUACUCUGCAAAGACUAUUACACCAACGCCUUUGUCACGCCAUCCCUGACUCGCCGUCUAGGCCUUCCGCUACUUCCUCUAUCAUGUCUCUUCAUCCGCGCUUCGGUCCAGACCUAUCACAUGUUUUUGGCCACGCACCUGCCCGCACCUCUUCCGCCCUCGACGCAGACCAGCUUGACUGUGGAGUCGAGCUCGUCGGCCGCGACUCCGAGCAGCCAGGCGGUGGCGGCGUCACUGGAGAGGCUCGACGGGAUCAUCAGAAAUGCGCUGGGUAGGGCGGUGCACGGGAUGCCGUAUGUUGCUGCCAACACGACGCCGGAGCCACCACCGAUGAUGACGACGAACAGCAACAUUACCGAUUUCCCGUACCGAAUCUUCAUGAGCUGGACGACGGACGACGCUAUCGCGCUGGUCACGAUGCUGACCGUCUUCUUCCUCGCUUUCCUCGUGUUGCUGGUGCUGAAGUUGGUUCUGGGCAUGACUUUGCUGCGAUAUUCGCGCGGUCGGUACGCAGCCAUGAGGAGGCGCGAGCACGCCGUCUCGACGGGAAAACAGGAGCCAGAACAGUUUGACCAACCGGGCAGCAAGCGGGUCGGCGGUUUCGGCCAUGUGGAGGUGGGUGAGGAUCGGAGGGCGUGGCUCUACGACGACGAUCCUGAAGGUUUGAAGAAGGCACAAGCAACAGAGAAGAGAAACGCAGGCAAGAGGGAGAAGAGCGAGAAGGAUCUUGGAAGAAUCAGCCGGUAUGAGAUGGUAGCCAAGAGGAUUUGGUGAUUCUUUUUUUUCUCGGCGAGAUACGAGGCUUGCUACAGAGACGGAUGCAGAAGCAGUGCAUUCUCUUUUUUUCUUUCUUCUCUCGCAAUAAAUGGCGUUGGGUUGAGCAUAUCAUUAGGCGUUUAUUUGGGUUCUUCUAUGGGAUAAAGGAUGAGAUAUGGAUGCGAUGCGUUGUUUUCUUGUGAUAACAGAAAAGUCAAAAGGCCGUCUGUCAAGGAGCAGAUACAUUUUCCCCUUAAAACAAGAAAAAAAGGAUGGGAAUGGCUACCCAUGUCUCCCGUAAAUGAGGUGAGCCGAAACAAAGGCAAGACCAAAUUGAGAGACGCCCCGAUUCCGUCACUUUCCAAAACCAACUUUGAUCAAAAAGCAUCCAUCACAUAAUGACGCACGGGAUCGGGAUGCAGCAGCACGAGACGCCGUCGCACUCGAGGCAUUUGGUCUGCCCAGAGCCGCCGCCCGGCUUGAUGAUGGACGAGGCGGUGGAAGACGCGGCGCUGCCGGGGCCGUUGGCGACGACGGGGCCGGCGAGGGAUGCGGAGCAGGCCAUUUUUGUUUGUUUGUAUGUAUGUAGUUGCUUCAGGGGGGGCGGUGUGAGUGACGUCAGAGAAUUAGUUUUGUUUGAACCCCGGAUUUCGAGGAGAGGUCGCUUACGAGUUUUUGUUUUGGGGGUGGUUUUGUGACGAGAUCUGUCUUUUGUUUGUCGAAGAAUGAAAGCUACAGAAGGCGUGGUUCAAUUGCGGGACGUUGUUUUUUUUUGUUUGUUUUGUGCUCGAGUCGUCUAGUUUGAUCUUUGUUUGGGGGGAAGAGAGCGGUGGAAGCUUUUUGUAUCCCAAUUCAUGGGCUCGGCGGCCGCGUGUUGGAAGCUGGCUUCAUCCCUGUUCAGCGGGCGGCAGUGCUAGCUUGAUACCUUGGCGGGGCCCGUCCUUGGCCGCAGGGGGGUCGAGUUACCAGCUUGGUACGGAGUAUGAUUCGUGGUACUUGCUCGUGAUUGCCCAAAUAGAGGUUCACAGGGUUAGGGGUAGGUUCAGGGGUUUAUCUCCGUUUCUUUUUGAAGAGACAAUAUAUUGAUUGGUAUAUACUCAGUAUAUAGGUAGUAUAUAGGUAGACGAGACAGGUACGUAAUAAUGAAGAAGAGUAAUAUAUACAAUGUAAGUUGGG
This is a messenger RNA of Pyricularia oryzae 70-15, 4625 nucleotides long. RefSeq lists its product as uncharacterized. Lineage: Eukaryota; Fungi; Ascomycota; Sordariomycetes; Magnaporthales; Pyriculariaceae. Gene Ontology annotation, cellular component: endoplasmic reticulum membrane. Gene Ontology annotation, biological process: maintenance of protein localization in endoplasmic reticulum. The record is from RefSeq and is a predicted model, not a curated record. The transcript has a single exon. The coding region runs from base 162 to 3467 and encodes 1101 amino acids.